Lontra canadensis (Northern American river otter) is the source of this 1824-nucleotide messenger RNA. RefSeq names its product cellular communication network factor 4 (gene CCN4). NCBI's taxonomy places the organism in Eukaryota, Metazoa, Chordata, Mammalia, Carnivora, Mustelidae. Bases 97 to 1200 code for a protein of 367 amino acids. The record is from RefSeq and is a predicted model, not a curated record. Gene Ontology annotation, molecular function: heparin binding; integrin binding. Gene Ontology annotation, biological process: cell adhesion; signal transduction. Gene Ontology annotation, cellular component: extracellular region; extracellular matrix. The transcript is spliced from 5 exons.
AUGGGCCGGGCCAGUCUCUCGACCCAGCUCCCUGGAGAAGCGGCCGGAUCCCUGGAGAGGCUGCUUGGUAGAUGCCUUUGCCCCUGACUUCCAGGCAUGAGGUGGUUCCUGCCUUGGACGCUGGCAGCAGUGACAGCAGCAGCCGCGGGCAGCGUCCCGGCCACGGCCUUCUCUCCAGGCUCCACGGCCAUGGCUUUCACCCCAGUGCCACUGGAGGACACAGCUUCACGCCCCCAAUUCUGCAAGUGGCCGUGUGAGUGCCCACCGUCACCCCCCCGCUGCCCGCUGGGGGUCAGCCUCAUCACAGAUGGUUGUGAAUGCUGUAAAAUGUGUGCUCAGCAGCUCGGGGACAACUGCACAGAGGCAGCCAUCUGUGACCCCCACCGGGGCCUCUACUGCGAUUACAGUGGGGACCGCCCGAGGUACGCAAUAGGAGUGUGUGCACAGGUGGUCGGCGUGGGCUGCGUCCUGGAUGGGGUGCGCUACACCAAUGGCCAGUCCUUCCAGCCCAACUGCAAGUACAACUGCACGUGUGUGGAUGGCGCAGUGGGCUGCACACCCCUGUGCCUGCGCGCGCGCCCCCCGCGCCUCUGGUGCCAUCGUCCCCGGAGGGUCAGCAUCCCUGGUCGUUGCUGCCAGCAGUGGGUAUGCGACCACGAUGCCAGGAGGCCGCGCAAGACAGCACAGCGCCACACCGGUGCUCUAGCAGCCACGGGUGAGAUGGAGUCGUGGCACAGGAACUGCCUCACCUACACGAGCCCUUGGAGCCCCUGCUCUACCACCUGCGGCCUGGGGGUCUCCAGCCGCAUCUCCAAUGUCAACAGCCACUGCUGGCCUGAGCAAGAGAGCCGCCUGUGCAGCCUGCGGCCCUGUGACGUGGACAUCCGUCCACACAUCAAGGAAGGGAAGAAGUGUUUGGCCGUGUACCAGCCAGAGGCACCCAUGAACUUCAACCUCGCCGGGUGCAUCAGCACACGCUCCUACCGGCCGAAGUACUGUGGGGUCUGCACGGACAGCAGGUGCUGCAUCCCCUACAAGUCCAAGACCAUCCAUGUCUCCUUCCAAUGUCCCGAUGGGCCCGGCUUCUCCCGCCAGGUCCUAUGGAUUAAUGCUUGCUUCUGCAACCUGAGUUGUAGGAAUCCCAACGAUAUCUUUGCUGACUUAGAGUCCUACCCUGACUUCUCAGAAAUUGCCAAUUAGGCAGACACAAAACACAGGGCUCGGGGCCUGGCCCAGCGAUUGCAAACCAGCCAGCCCUCUGAGGCCCACACUUGAGCCUUCUUCAUCCACUUCUCACUGACUUCUAACUAUCCUGGUCCAGAUCCUUGGCCCCCUGUCCUGCCUCCAUCUACCCGAAUAUCCCAUGCGGCAUACACUCCAGACAAAGUGCCCAUCUCCAAAGAUUCUGACAAAACCCAAGCCUGUCCAAUUCACCGCAAGUCUUGCCGGAUCUCGCCGGAGUCCCGAGGAACAGCAUCAGCUAGGCACUUAAUAUCACUCAUUUCUGUUCUCGAUCACGAGCCAUGAGACUCUUUGGGUCUAUUCAGAAGGACAGAUGGGAUGUAGGACCCUGGACCAGUCUAUCAUCUGAGUCCUGCCAAGGGGCACCCUAACAGACAGUUCUGACCAUAGCCCACCCACGGAGCUUGGAUUCCGAAGAUCUGUGCACCCUAAAGUCACCAAAUAUUUGCCAAGUGUUUGGUUGUUUGGUUUUGAAAUUUAAUGGAAAAUUGUGUUCAUUAACCUAGGCUUUGUGGAGAUUAAGUCUGUCUUCAUCCCUGCCCAGUAAAGGGUAAAAAUUGGAUUCAUUUUGGUUAGAAAUGC